This is a messenger RNA of Capronia coronata CBS 617.96, 612 nucleotides long. RefSeq lists its product as uncharacterized. Lineage: Eukaryota; Fungi; Ascomycota; Eurotiomycetes; Chaetothyriales; Herpotrichiellaceae. The coding region runs from base 1 to 612 and encodes 203 amino acids. The transcript has a single exon. The record is from RefSeq and is a predicted model, not a curated record.
AUGGCUUUCGCUUCCUAUUCUGUCUCGAUGCCAUUGCCUGACGAAGAGGCUGAUUUCUUCAAGCAUCUUCUCGAUACCCUCGACGGCCACUCACGCAAAGAACACCUUGCCGGUCUCGAGCAAGGUCUCCGUCAAGCGCAGGAUCAGCUUCAGACUUGCACCGCAUUCUACAAUGACUAUGUCGCCUCCUUCCGUUUCAUAUCCUCUGAAUACCCACAUCUUCGGCGUCAAGUAACCGGCGGUGCCACCGCGCAGCCUACGCCUGCCACAAUCACCAACCAUUCAUCCCUCAACCAGCUCGAAGGACGAUGGGCUCACGAAGCUCGCAUCCACGGUCGUAUUUCAGUCUUGUACAAAGCUCACGCCGACCUGGUGGAGGGUUUGAAGGAACUUGGACGGGUUUGGACCGCGAUCUGGGGCAUCUACGACGACAUCAAUCGGCCUGGUUCAAGUGAUGAAGUGGGAAAGCACCGGACGCUCUUUGACAACGGAUACGGCGCUCAACUGGCCUUGCAGCUGGAGCUUCUUGGAGAACGAAUGAACGCGACGGAAGAGCGUAUCACGGAGCAGCGGUUGGGACUGGACAGCGACUGGGAGGCAGGACACCUUUGA